AUGCCGUGGGGGACGCGGCAGGAUCCACACGAAGCCGGUCUUUGCGAUGAGUAUUGUUCCGCAGACAUUGUCCCGGCCAAGUUGUGCAGCAGUGCCGGGCCCAACGCCAAGCAGCUCGCCGGGCUCAAGGGACGGUCAACUGCGCUCCGAGAUGGCACCGGCCGAGACGGGCGGUCGGCAUUCGGCUAUUCGUGCCCACCCGCCCCUGCCACCGACAGCUGGAUCAGUGACAUGACGUGGUGUUCAUCAAUUAUCUCUUACCACAAUCUCCUCAACACACCACCUGACAGCAUCAUGAGCCAGCGCGUCGCCAUUGUCACUGGGGCUGGGAGUGGGUUCGGUGCGGCCAUUGCGCGCCGGUUCGCCAAGGAUGGUGUGGCUGUUGUCGUGUGUGAUAUUAACGACGUUGGAGGACAGGAGGUCACGGACGACAUCAACGCCAAGGGCGGCAAGGCGAUCUAUAUCAACUGCGACGUGUCCAAGCGCGAGCCGUGGGUGAAGAUGCUUGCCGAGACGAAGAAGCAGCUCGGCGGCGUCAACUUUGUCAUCAACAACGCCGGGGCGACAUACAAGAACAAGCCUGUGCUGGAGACGACUGAACGCGACUUUGAUCUGUGCUUUGACGUCAACAUGAAGAGCGUGUUCCACAGUGUUCACGUGAUGAUUCCGGCCCUCCGCGAGACGCGCGCCGGUGGCGGUCCAGCGGCGAUCGUCAAUGUCGCUAGCACGGCCGGGAUUAUGGGCCGUCCGGGACUGACGUGGUAUGCGGCUAGUAAGGCGGCUUGUAUUAGCUGCACCAAGAACCUGGCGAUUGAGUUUGGGCCAGAGCAGAUUCGGUUUAAUGCGAUUUGCCCGGUUUUCGGGAACACGGGACUCAAGCAAAUGUUUAUGGGCGAGACGACGGAGGAUAUGUUCAUCAAGAGCAUUCCACUUGGGCGGUGCUCGGAGCCGGAGGAUAUCGCCAACUCGACCGUCUUCCUGUGUUCGGACGAGGCAUCGUUCCUCACCGGCGUCGCACUUCCUGUCGACGGCGGCCGUCUCGCCUAA
Molecule: messenger RNA, 1047 nt
Organism: Cutaneotrichosporon cavernicola
Lineage: Eukaryota; Fungi; Basidiomycota; Tremellomycetes; Trichosporonales; Trichosporonaceae
Exons: 5
Coding region: 1-1047 (348 amino acids)
Source: RefSeq, a predicted model, not a curated record